AUGGGGCCCUAACAGCAACCAUUGAGGGCGAGUCAAUAAAAAGCAAGAUAAAGAAAACUGUCUCAACGUCUUGAUCACCGAGAAGCCUUUACGGUGUCUUAUAUAUGCCGGUAUAUAUUUUUUAAGUUUAAUUUUUGACUGUCGAAAAUUCGACUCCGAGAAAUCAUCAUUUCGACCAGUACAGCCAGACCAGAUGGUACCGAUGUUCCUCCAGUAUCAACGGCAGCUGCUUCAACGUAGAGGCUCGGCCUGGGACUCUAAAGGAUCUAAGCCAGGAAAGAUCCACAUGGACCAAGGAGCAGCAUACACAUCCAUAGUCAUGGUCACGUUGGUGAUGAUGUGGGCAUGCGCACUGGCCAUCAACCCCGUCACCACAACGAAUUGUUACGUGCACACCGCUAUGAAGCAUCUAGUGGAAAAGCCUGGUUGCCGGCCGCACGAACUGGUGGUGUUUGGAUGUUGGGGACGAUGUGAUACCAACGAGGUUCCUUCGUUAGAUCCCCCAUUCGUAGAGGCCUACCAUCCAGUGUGUACUCUCACCAACUACGAGGAUGUAAAAGUCAAGUUACCAGACUGCGACCCCGAGGUUGACCCGACCUACACGUACCAAAGCGCCUUAUCCUGCGGCUGCGCCAACAUUGACGAUUCGAGUACUAAGUAUAGCUACAGGCCGGACUAUUUUGUGUCAGAGAAGUAGAUAGUUUAAACAUCAUAGAUGAAGGUCUAUAGAAUUGGGUUACAAUAAGUUACCUGAAAGUCAUUAACCCUCAGUAAAGGGCAGACAAUGAGUAGCACCACUUUGUGCGGACAAACAAUUAGAAGUCAAAGGGCCAACCCCAUUGUUAAUUUGUUCUAAAAUCCUUUGUUCGAAACACUUACGAUUGUUUUAGAACCAGUCUAAUUCUGUUAUUGUUUAACAAUCCAUGACACCUGAAUCUAAUGGUUCUUUAUGGUUUCUUGUCCCCUUUCUUACAUUAUAAAACGAACGUGACUCUCAUACAUCACACUGUCAAUACAUGUCGAACAAAAACAAUAAAUAACGAAGAACACGAAUUUUGGAAAACUAGUUGAUGAUCAUAUUGUUUAAACAAAAUUAGAAAUAAAUAGUAAAUAAUAAAGAAAGUGUGAGGUUGGGGUUACUCAUUCAAGAUGCGUCAUUGCAAUUUAAGUGUAUCUCGCAAAAUUCCACUUUAUUAUUCAUGAAGUCGAUUUAAGAACCCUACCCUAUUAUAAAGUUGGCGUGACAAACCUUGGCCAAUGUAAAACAAUCAACUGAACAAACACUAAUGUUUAAAAGACCGUCAUAUCAACAUCAUUAAUCAUCAAUGUUUGCUGGAUACCACAUUCAACCUUCUCUUAAGCAACGGUGAUACAUGUUGGCUAUUCAAGAUAUGUUCUCACGCUUGUGUCAAUUUACAUUUUACCUCUGGAUAAGACAAUUUCAGAAGUUCUAGUUCUAAAGGAAACACCCAAUGGUACACCAAUUAACAUUGAGAAAUGGUUUGGCAACAUUGUUUCGUUACCCCACUAAGGCUAUGCUGCCCAUUUAACUCAAGCCCAAAUUAUCAUGCAAAUACUCUCUGACUCAGUAGGUUAUACACCAAGUCAGACUUGACCCGGACUUGACCCGAUCUGGGUCCCGUUGGGCCUGAUACCAUAUGGUCAGUAUGACCAGGAAUCUGUUUCAAAGUUACCCACAAAUGUAUUGGUCAAACUGAUGCAGAAUACAGGUCAACAUUUUGUUUUGGUGAAAAAUUUCCGGGUCAACCAGACCCAAGCACGGGUCAAGUCCCCUCUGACCCGGAAUCCAAGUCAAUUCUGACAGGAGUUUUUUUUUAGUGUUUGUCAGGCAGCAGACCUAAAAUCAUUUAUUGUAAUAAUGCCAUGAAAGACACCAUACAAUUUGUCAGUUUGAUUAGCGAAUUUGUGGUCAACAAUUACAAUUUGGUUGUGUUUUAACGGUAGGAUAUAAAACGAAGAUGUAACUCGUCAUCAUUUAGACUGGAACAGUUAAACGUAUUCCAAGUAAUUGCUACCAGUACUUAGUACUUAAUAUUUAAAAUUCAUGUUAUAAUUGUUUCGGUAAUACUUUGGAACUUGGAAGAAUUAAAAUAAUUUAAAAAGUACAACUCA
This is a messenger RNA of Asterias rubens (European starfish), 2133 nucleotides long. Its product is annotated as gonadotropin subunit beta-2-like. Lineage: Eukaryota; Metazoa; Echinodermata; Asteroidea; Forcipulatida; Asteriidae. Gene Ontology annotation, cellular component: extracellular region; cytoplasm. Gene Ontology annotation, biological process: G protein-coupled receptor signaling pathway. Bases 194 to 697 code for a protein of 167 amino acids. Gene Ontology annotation, molecular function: hormone activity. The record is from RefSeq and is a predicted model, not a curated record. The transcript is spliced from 3 exons.